AUUUUUUGUCUACGGCGGAUUUUUUUCCCGACUCGGGUCGGGUCCAGGGGCGCUGGUGAAGGAAAACUCGGAGCGCGAUUGAUUGAUUGGCAUCUUUUCGGGACGGCGAGGAAUCGGUCGGUGUGUGUGGGAUAGGAUAGGAUAGGAUAGGAUAGGAUAUGUUUUCGGGGCAGAUUUCUCAACUUGCUCUUUCUUCUCUCUCUACUCUCUCUCUCUCUCUCUCUCUCUCUCUCGUGUUUCUCUCUUUCUCAUGUUUCUCUCUUUCUCGGGUUGAUGGAGAGGGAAUCUGGAAUCUGGAAUAUGGAAAUGGCACCUUUUUUUCCCUACUUCGAGUUUUGUCUUCUGGUUUUCUUCACUUUCUCCUGUGGGUGAAUCGGUCUUCCCAGUGGGUGACUCGGUUUCUCCGGUGGUGCUUAUUGUAACAUAUAUAUACACAUGUACAUAUCACCGGAUGGUUAACGCCGUGGGGUUCAUGAUAGUAACACGUCGACGAGGGAGA
Dissoconium aciculare CBS 342.82 is the source of this 499-nucleotide messenger RNA. RefSeq lists its product as uncharacterized. NCBI's taxonomy places the organism in Eukaryota, Fungi, Ascomycota, Dothideomycetes, Mycosphaerellales, Dissoconiaceae. The coding region runs from base 159 to 422 and encodes 87 amino acids. The record is from RefSeq and is a predicted model, not a curated record. The transcript has a single exon.